CUGAAUUGUGCUAGUAUGAGGAUCUGAAAAUGAAACUGAUUAGUUGUUUGUAUUUCCAAGUUGAGAAAACUGUAAGAUGUGAAGAAUAACACAAAUAGUCAAAAGUAAAUUAUUAUUUUACAAACAUUCCGUCUCAAGAUGUCAUUUGUAAUGUAGAUUAAUAAUUUUUUGAAUAAUACUUUUAACUUUAUUUCAGAGAGAACUAACUUUCACUCGUGAAUUCUUAGCUAUUUUUGGUUUGUCUGAGAACCCUUCUGGUUAUAGAAAUUUAAAGAGAACAACCACACUAAACACAAUUUCUGAAAAAGUUGUAUUUUGAUUCUGGGAGAAUGGAGAAGAUAAAAAUUGUAUUUUAACAAAGUAAGAUUCAGCUUGCUUCCCCCCCCCCACCCCAUUUCCUAUGCAAGUUGAUUACCAAGAUAAUUAUGUAUAAAUAGGUGUCCCUGCUACUCAGCUGGUGCUUCCUGCUUGAGUCAUUCAGUAAUGUCAUAGUUUAGUGUUUACUGUGAGGAAAUUGAUAGGGAUUUCAUAGGCCCUGGUCUACGACAUUACAGGCAGAAGAAAGGACUAAGGCAGACACCCACUGUUAUAUUGACUUAUAUUAUGUAAACUAUUGUCAUGUUUACUGAAUACUGUAGCCUCUCUCAUCCCAAGAAAUCUCAAAGCACUUUAUCAUCAUAAUGAACUAAUUCAGACUACUGUGUACAUAAGAUUGUGUAUACCUCCAAUGCAACCACCUCUAGGCGAAAUGCAGAAACUGUCAUUCAACAAAUUUAUUUGCUACUCUGAAACCUGUCAUACAACAGUUAAGGAACAGUGAAGGGUCCCAUAUGUAACUGAAGACACAGGGGAAAUUUUAUAGAGAUAGCAUGCAAUCUGUUUCUCUGAGCAUUAUGAAUCUGCCCCUCACUAUAGUUCUUAAGCACUGUUACACACUUUUGCCCAGAUUUUGACAAUCUUCAUCAGGAGGUAUAAAAAUAUAGGGAAAAAAUGAAUAAUGUAUCAGAUUCUGGUAAAUCCUCUUUUUUUAUAAUUCUCACAAAAAAGACUCUACCUUUUCCCACCUGUGUACCUGGAACUUUAUCUUUGGUUUCAUGUGCUGUGCAACUUAAUUCUCCUUCAUCCAUCUGCCUGCCCCCAUCCAAAAAAACCAAAACCAAACCCCAUUUCUUCUGACUUCCCUAUCAUCACUCACUUCUUCACCUUUCCUUCCUUACGUUCACAGUCCUCAUCCUUCCCUUACAGCCCUUCUGUCUGUCUGUCAUGUUGCUGUAUUAUGUGUGAUUUUGGUUUGCUGCAGGAGAGAGAGUCUUUUUUUUAUUUUUUUAUUUUAUUUUUUUUGAGGUAGUCACACUAAAGUAGUGCUUUACAAAUAAUAAGUAACAAUAGAGUUCGUAUAUUAGGGGAUCUUUAAAUUCUGGACCUGAUUAAUUUGUCAGAGAGGCAGGUGCCUAUCUCAUAAAAAGAGUGAACAUAAUACUCCUCGCUUCUGUUGUGCCAUUUUUCUGAAUAUCUCAAAGCACUUUCCCACACAUUAAUUAAGGAAACCUCACAACAUCUUUAUGAAGCAAGUGAAUGUUAUAAAAACCACUUUACAAAGGGAGAAACUGAGACAUCUGGAAUUAAAGAAACCGGUCCUGGUGAGGUGCUGAGUAUGCUCAAGUCUCAUUAAAGUCAGUAGGAACUGAGUGUGCGCAACAUCUCACAAGAGCUACUUAGUACCUUAUUAUUCAGUCCAAAGUGAUUUUCGCACGGUCACACAGUCACGAGGUCACGGUCACUGUCAGGUUUGUCAGUAGCAGAGUCAGAAAUAGAAUCCUGGUUUGCUCUCUCCAGUAUUCCCUGUUGUAAAUGCUACUCUCUUCUUGUGUGCAUGUAAAGAGUGUAGUUGUUUUUACUAAAUGCACACUUGUGGUCAGAGCUCAGACUGUUUAUCCAAGUUGCAUUUCAUUUGAAAUAGAAAAUCAGUGUUAGCUGUAGAAAUCAAUUGCCAUGAGUCAAUAUCCAUAUAUAGUACCCAAAUCAGGUCCCAUAGGAAUUCAAUGGCCAAAUGACAUCAGCAGCACAGGAUCAUGGCACAGAACUAAAAAUUUAUCCAUAAUGUAUAUCACUAAUUUUCUUUUGAGAUAAAGUGUGAAAGUUUCCCUUGGCCUAUAAGAGGGUAAAGUUUUCAUUUACAUUAUACAUUUGCAUUCCAUCUGUAAGGCAAGAAUCCAGAUAAUAGGCAUCUGGUGAAAUAAUUUACUGUGAAAAUGAACAUAGUAAUAUAAGCCAGACGUAGCUUGUCCCUAAAAUCUGUGAAAUAUUUCAUUUCUCUUCAGUUUGUGCAAAGUUUUUUAGGGAGUGCUGAUACAGAGCACAUUUUCUGUGGUUAAUUUGAUGUACAUGGAAUAAACUGCAGAUUUAUUGAUAAAUGAUGUAAUAAAGCUGUAGCAAUGUGUUCAGUGUUCAUUUUUUCCAGAUCACUUGAGUUCUAAUUUUUUUUAUUCUUUUUCAUUCCAGAUUAUCAUCAUGAGGUAUACAAGAUCUCUGACUACAGCAAUGAUGUUAAUGGGGAGACCAAAGAAACACAGUCGGUUUUUUUAGGAGAUGAAAGCCGGGAAAUUAAAAAACAAAUUACAGGGAUGAGAAGAUUACUGAAUGACAGCACUGGAAGAAUCUAUCAGCGAGUUGGCAAAGAAGGAGAAAAACUGAAGGAAGAACCCCAGGAUUUAGAUAUAGCAUGGGCCCAGCGCCUGACUGCCCUGGCAGACUCCCAGGGGAGCCUCCAUCCUUCUCAGAAUGGUGCAUGGAAUGAAGUGUCACCUCAAACUAGCCAUUUUUCAGGGCAAUAUGGGACUCGGUCUAAAAGCUUCCAAAAUGAAACAAGAACUGUAGGAUCCAAUGGAGAACUUCCAGGGGUCAGUUCAUCAGUGGGACCAAACUGUUGUACCUGUAAUUGCCAGUCAACUUUGCAGGCCAUUCUCCAAGAGCUGAAGACCAUGAGAAAGUUAAUGCAGAUUCAAGCAGCUGCUUUCCCUUCAGUUGGCACCCAAAACAGACAGCAGCCUCCAAUUCCCCUGAUCUGUGCACAGAAGUCAACAAUAUCAAGAAAGAGAAAUAAAAAGAAAAAAUUGCCCCAAAAGACUCUUGAGCCCAUUACUGUGAAUAAGAAGCCCAGUACUGUAGAAAAGGAAAAGAAGCUGUCAGCAAACUCUGAAAGAUCCAGCCUGCAAGCAGCUGAACAUACUCUAAAGCCGGAGACCCAUGUUUCAGGAUUUGGUAUCAUUCUUGAAUCAUCUUCCUCAGAUCCAGAAGUGCAACUUGCUGAAGGCUUUGAUGUCUUUAUGCCCAAAUCUCAGCUGGACUCUAUAUUGUCAAACUAUACUCGCUCAGGAAGCCUGCUGUUUAGAAAGCUGGUGUGUGCAUUUUUUGAUGACAAGACCUUGGCUAACUCUUUACCCAAUGGCAAGAGGAAAAGAGGACUCAAUGACAACCGAAAAGGACUAGACCAAAAUAUUGUGGGUGCAAUAAAAGUCUUCACAGAAAAAUAUUGCACUGCUAACCACGUGGAUAAACUUCCUGGCCCCAGAGACUGGGUACAGAUUCUACAGGAUCAAAUUAAACUGGCGAGAAGACGGUUAAAAAGAGGCUCAGCAGAGACGACUGACUGCGAUGAGAAACUGGACAUUUCUCUACUGCAAACAGGUAGCAUUCUUGAGAUCACAACAGAUAAGCUGGUCGACUCAAAACCAGAUUUUUCUGCUUAAAUUUUACUUUCUGCCUCAAUGUUUCAUUAGCAGAUGUAAACAUCCUUCAGUUUGAAUGGCAUUCCUGCAAGAUCCGUGUAGGCAUUUCAGCAUACUUCAAGGUGCGGGAUGUUCCGUGCAGUUUUCCCUUCAAGUUUGCGUUUUCACCUAUUUUUAAUGAAACAUGGGAUAAUAAAGCCACCAAAUUUGUUUCAAGA
Messenger RNA from Dermochelys coriacea (leatherback sea turtle), 3946 nucleotides. It is a transcript of the gene BEND7, whose product is annotated as BEN domain containing 7. NCBI's taxonomy places the organism in Eukaryota, Metazoa, Chordata, Testudines, Dermochelyidae. The record is from RefSeq and is a predicted model, not a curated record. The transcript is spliced from 9 exons. Gene Ontology annotation, molecular function: DNA binding. Bases 2625 to 3749 code for a protein of 374 amino acids.